UGGAGCGAUGCAGCGUUCCUCCCGAUUUGCCUUCCAGUCCCUCGUGGCUCAAAUCCCGCUGACCCACUAAUGGCUUAAGCCUUCAGAAAUCCGACCUGCUCCAGUCCGGGCACACCUGGGUUCUGGAACGCCUGAAACUCCGGAAUAGGAGAAUAACGUAGGACUUUAUGUUUUGGGCAGAUGGGAAGAGGUACUGACUUGGUUUUGUGUUUUUAUUUUUAACUUUUAGAAUUAGAAUUGGCUGGAAAUGAUCUAUCGUACGAACCUUCUGAAACUGGAUCGGUCGCCUCAACUGUCAACUGAAGAUUUUCAACCUGGGAAAUUCUAUUCUUCUGGAUUCACUCUUGGAUUUAAAAAAAAUGAUGCAUCGUUCUUUGUUGGCAUGGAAAUGAUUGUGGGAAAGCAACAAGAGAAAACUCCUCUUUAGCCUCACGCCAAAUAUUGGGAUUUAUCUUUAGAUUUGGAAGUGUACACGCUUCCAGAACAAUCAGAAGUAGAUGUGUGUGUGUGUGUGUGUGAUUGAGGACAUUUAGAAAGUGUUCACUGUUUAUAUGUGUGGUUGUGUUGUUUGGCCAUGCUGGAGGAAAAGAAGGCCCGACAACAAAGAUCGACGGACACAGGUCACCCGAACGUGUCAAAGACCAACGACAGAACCCGAGACAUGGCUGCGGGUCAAACCACCAACAACAUCCCAAACAACAGCAGCAGCAUCUACGCUGCACGACGCUUUGCGUUGCUAUUGGAGCAUGGUGCCAUAUCUCCUGCUCCAGUGCCCCUAACGAGCCCCCUACUUGGAGGGUUCGCAGGGAGCUCGAUCCUGAUUGGACAGCAAGCUGCAACCUUGCAGCUAGCUCACCUGAAAGCCCAGCUUGCACUGACGCAGAUAAACAAUGCUCUCACAAUUGGCAGUCAAGCUGCAAAUUUGACAGCCAGCCCCAACGUCCCUACACCCUACAUACCCCCAACACCUCCCUCCCCAACUGCUGCAGCCAUCAGUCUCCUCAACCUUCUUAAGAUUGCAAACACCAUGUCUCAUCCCUUUUAUAACCCCUAUGUCCCUGGCAACCAAAGUUCCACCCAGGGGUCAUAUGGACUCCCCAGUAUGCAGGCAGAGAGGAACCCUGGGACAGGAUCUCCUCAUUUUGGACCUGGGUCCAGCUCUUCUGCAGCUUCUUCUGCUGCUCCUGGUGGAAUGAUCCCAUCACUGCUGACUCAGUCAGUGAACUACAGGCCUGAACAGAGUCGGGCCAAAAUCGACAAGGACAUAGAGAGGUCUGUGGACCUGCAUAUCAGCAGAGCCAGAGAGGAGGUGACGUUUGUUGGUAAACCGGAUCAUCGGCCCAUGAGCCAGAGCACUCGCUUUACCAACACUCAGGAGAUUCUGUCCUCGGGCACAGGGACAACCUCCUAUCUGAUGUCCACAACAUCUGCAUCUGCCGGACGCAGACACUCUGACGUUGAAAGUGGCAGUGGCUCCUCGGACUGGUUGGCGUGCUACAAAAGAUCAACUGCAGAUGAUUCUUCAAAAUUUUAUUCACCACCAGCUUCAACUAACUAUACAAGCAGCGAGAGAGAGCGUGAUGUACCGGCCACUCCAGGAUUAGGUGAUUUUGACUAUCGUGUGUCGGACAAACCUGGGGCUCCCACCGAGACAAGUCGCCCCAAGUACAAUUCUGAAGCUGCUACUGACAUCCUUUUGCAAUUUGGACUUGAAAAAAAGGAUUUAGACUAUCUCAUCGCGUACCCUGAAGACCAGAUGACCCCUGACAACCUUCCCUUCAUCUUGCGCCAAAUCCGCACUCAGAAGACUGAGAGAGCUGAGAGAACUGAGAGAACUGUAAUUCCACCAAAACCCUAUCCUCAACCUCAACCCAUCAGAGGUGUGAGUGGAAUGGAGGGUUUUCGUGGUUCUGGAGGCUCGUCAGCUGUUCUCCAGCCCACUAAAGUGAUUGACUAUGGACAUACUGGCAAUUAUGCUGGAGGCGCUUUGGAUGAGAUUGGAAGGACCAGUGGUGGGAGUGGCAACAUGUUGUUGGUGAACACUAACAAUAUUAGCAGCCACACUCCAGAACCACCGCAAAAAGAUACAGCAGAGGUGAAAAGCAGUGCCCUUGGUUCUUCAUUUGGCCAAGGUGGCGCUGUUUCCAACUCUUCAUACAAUUCAAUACUGAGAUCAGCAGUUACCCAAUGCAUUGAUCCAGCACAGCGAUUGAAGACCCAACCAAACCAGACUUAUCAAUCAAUCCAUAGCUCUUCUUCUCUGUCAAGAAAAGACAAAGACGGAGGCUUCAGACAUGAGGAAUCCUCCAAGGCCCGUCCUUUGAAAAAAACACACGCAGAUCACAAGUCUGCAGCAAAAACCCAACCAUCUUCCAGUCUGUUCCGGAGUGUGCAUCCUAACCGACCUGGUCUUGUGGUCAUUGGUACCAGUGAGGCCACUGGCACCAAGAAUCAGAGCGCAACUCAAGGAAAAGGUUCAACGGUUGCGAAGCAGAUGGAAAAACAGCAGCAACCUAUGCAGAUGCCAAAGAAGCAGGCGCCGAAACAGCCGGUAACGCAAAUGGGGAAAGCGUUGUGGCCUCCGGUUGUUUCUGCUACGCAACCUUCAUCUCUUCUCUCCAUCCCCACAUAUCCUUCUCGAACUGUGCAACCUUCAGGGUUCAGCCCUCACUCCACCAGUACUCCUUCCGCUUCACUUCAACCAGCCAGAAGUCUAAAGAACUUCCUUCAGUCGCCCACACAGCAUCCAGCAAAGUUGCCAGACACCAAGACUCUGCCUACACCAGCCAUGAUGCAUGACUAUGCAGCAGCCACACCGGGGGUCUUUCCACAUACCUGUUCUCUGUGUUUCAAAGAAUUCACUAAUAUGAAGGAUUGGAUCUCCCACCAGAACACCAGCCUUCACCUCGAGAGCUGCAGAGUCCUCCGGACAAAAUACCCACAGUGGAAUGGAGAAAUUGUACUCGAGCCCAGUGCUGCAAGGAAAGAUGCCAAACCCUCCUCCUCGGCUUCUGCGCAGACUUCCCAACAGCGUCAUAAGAAAACCAGUCACGGAGGCCGCUCCCGUUCGCACUCGGAGGGAAGAAGAGAGAAACGCAGCCGAUCACUAUCAUCACACAGCUCCAGAUACACUCGUUCCCGGACUCGUUCUCGCUCUCCACGUUACGACCAUGAUUGGUCACAUUCAAGGAGCCACGAGAGACAGAGGAGAAGAGACGACAGAUGGUCAUCUCCAACAAGAAGCCUCGAAAGACGAUCAUCGCUGCCGAGGAGGAGUGAAGAGAGAUGGUCAUCUCCAAGAAGAAGCCGCGAAAGACUCCCAUCCCCGAGGAGGAGAGACGAGAGAUGGUCCUCGCCAGGGUGGAGUGAAGAGAGAUGGUCAUCGCCAAGAAGAAGCCCUGAAAGACUCUCAUCCCCGAGGCGAGACGAUGAGAGAUGGUUGUCUCCAAAGAGAAGAGACGACUUAUGGUACUCGAGAAGACCAUCGUCGUCAGAGAGUUCCCCUCAACGGCGGCUGAGCAGUGCCAGCAGACUGUCGAAGAAACAAUUUGGCAAAUCAGAUGUCCAGUCUCUGUCCACACUGGUGAAAACUCUAACUCCUGCCUUGCUCAACGAGCUAGCCAAGAAGACCAAAGGAGGGAAACGCCUGAACCUUUAUCCCUCUGCUGUGAGAAAGAGCCCGUGCUCUGCUGCCCCCCCGUCAGUGAAGAAGAAGAUGAUGGUGAUGACAUCGACCAAGGCACUCCCAUCGCUGCCGAAGAGCGAUGAGAGCGCUUCCCCAAAGACUAAGUUGUUCAAACCUUCACCUCCAACCAUGGUGAGGUUAGAGGGCGUAGUUAACAGCCUCUCUCACGGUGACGUGGUCGCUGCCAUGGAGCAGUUCGGAAAAACCAAAUCAGUCGUGUUGUUUCGGAAGAAACUGGAGGCACUGGUGUGUUUCGAGAAAGAAGAGGAUGCCAAGAAACUGAAGAGCUUAAAGAGCAUCGACUUGAAAGGAAUCGUAGUCUAUGUUGUCACACAGAAGAAUCUUCAGCUAAAGAAGACUCCUCUGAAGAAACCUGUUUUGUCCGGUGUCUCCACAUCUCAAACCGCUAAAACCACAAAAACCACCACUUCCUCCAGAACGGUUUUGCUCCCGACGCCUUGCAAAGUGUCACAGAAUUCCUCUGGAGCCAAAACAAAACAAAUACAACAAGCUCCUGCGUCUGCCUCUAUAGCCGUCAGCAAUGAUUUCGCCGUGAGCCAGGAGCUGCUGACCAUUGGGGACAUGAUCAUCAAGCACCUGAAUCAGAACAAAAUCAAGUGCAUCAGGAAGAAAACCUGCCAAUUGACGCAGUUUUUGGACUGUGGCAAAAAGCAUAUGGUGAUAUCCCACCUGCCGAAGUACGAAGAUGGCUGCUACACCGAGGAAGACAUCGCCAACGUCUUAAUUCCAUACGGAUUCAUCUAUAAACACGAAAACAUCUUUGUUUUUCCUGAGGCCUGCAUGGCCUUUGUUGUGAUGCCGACAGUGCAGGAGGCGCACGAAAUAAUGAAACUCACUGUGAGUGACAGCAUCAUGUUCAAAGGGUCUCGUCUGCUGCCGCACGUGAUCCACGACAACGUGUUGAAGUCGCCGCUGAUGUUUUAUCGAUACCUGAUGAGCCUGUUCCUGAUGCGGUCAAAUGAGGAUCGGGGAGAGAGAAUAAUCUACAUCAAGAACAUUUCACCGAGCGAAGCCAGAGACCUCAGGGAGACGUUGAGAACAAUCGAUUCAGUCAUAAACUACCUGCCUCUGCUCAACAAGGUUUAUGUUGAAUUUGACUCCAGUCGUGAUGCUGAUCGAAUCGGAGUUUGGCACAGCCUCCUGAAACAUGCCCCUGGCUACAAAGUUUACAGACUGAAAACAACAGACGGCCUUUCUACAGCUCUGUCACCAAAGCUUGCUGCGAACGCUCUGCCGGACGGCAAGGAUGUUGCCCCCGGAGCGACGAUCCCAUCAGUAAAAUUUGGCGUUCCACAGGGCAGCAUUGCACCGUUUUGGGUCACAAUGGCUACUGGUCCCUUCGUGUUCCCCACCGUGUCUCCUUGGUUCAUCAUCCCAGAACAUCUGACCGUCAAAGGAGAUGUCGACAUCGAGAAGGCCAACAGUCGAAGUACCAUGUUCCCCACACUCAUGUUGACCGGUUUACCAGAAGGAGGCUACAGGCAGGAGGACGUCGCCAGGCUGGUCUGGCCUUAUUUCCCCAAACAAACUCUCCACUCCCUGUACUACAACGUGAUCGUGCUGACACUGCAGAGGAGGGCCUUCGUGCAUUUCAGCGAUUGGACAUCGUGCUGCGAUUUUGUCAGAGAUCACACCAGGAAGCCGGUUUCUGUCCGAGGCUGCGUUCUCAAGAUCCACUUUGUCCUGGAGUACAUGUAUCCUGAGUCAAAAGAGGAGCUCAUGUACAAAUCCUUGAUGAAAUGGAGCAACUCUCGUGUUCCAGAUCCCCAGUCUCUGGAGGAGCGGCUGCUCUGUGUGGAGAUCUCUGAGACCAGAGUCGAACUCGUCAAGACGGUCAUGAAAAUGGUGGCGUCCAUUGCUAAAUUUGUCAGCUUCCUGCCGCUCGCCAACAGGAUCUGUGUGGAGAUGGCUGACUCCAGUGGUGUAACUAAGGUGGUGGAGAAGUACAACUCUUACUUACUGACGUCAAUUUCUGCAUCGCAGGGCCAAAACAGGUGUCGAGUUCAAGGUGUUGAAUCUGUGAAGAGCCUAAAGCAGCGUCUUGAAGACUGCACUGAGAUCAUUUUGAACCUUGGUCUGGACGCCAUCAGUGCUGAAGCUCCGCCCGCGACACAGCCUCCUCCCCCUAAACCUUCCGAUAACGGGCAACAACCUGUUGUGCAAACCAGUGUCCGUGCUUCUGCUAAACCAGCAGCAUGUGAUGAAUCCAUCACUUGUGAACACGGUGAGAAACUGGGAACUGAGAUCGCCCUGGACUCCACCGCAUGUCCUCAGUCAAAUGAAGAACAACUCGUUAAGAUGGUGGAGGACGGCUCACCAACAACUACAGAUGACGCUGCUUCCGGCGCCACACACACACAUCUGGUCACCUCUGAAGAACCCACCACAGAACUUCUUCAGAUUGACCAGGAACCUUUUGGGGCCAAAGAGGGUCAAGAAGAUUUUUCAGAUGAUGUACUUGCUUCAGACGCCUACAUUUUUGAUGAGCCAGAUUUUGACAUGAGUGACUUUGUCACUGUUGAUGAAAUUUCUGAUGAUGUGGAAGAAACGAGCCCUGACCUCCAUAGCUCCUCGUCUUCCAAGCAGUCCUCCACAGGGAAAAAGGUAAAACAAAGCUCAGGUACUUCAUAUGCUCCGAAACAGACCUCAAACAGAUCCUCAACAAGAUCCUCGACAAGAUUCUUGAAAGACUCUAAGAGCUCAGCUUCUUUUUCAUCCAAGUCAACCAAAGACUACGUAAGGAGAAGCUCGUCUUCUAUCUCGACCUCUGUGUCCCCAAAAACAACUAAGGACUCAUCUAAGUCGACCAAAUCCCCAGCCUCAUCCUAUGCCUCUUCGUCUUUUCUGUCUCUUGAAACCUCUCCCUCCUCUUGUCACAAAGCACAGAGGAGCAAGACAAAAUCUCCACUCAAAGGCUCUCAUGCUUCAUCCUCAAGUUGUGGAAUCCGAUUGUCCUCAACUGCACGUGAAAGGGUAAAGAUGCUAUCAGCAGCCGUGUCUGUGGAGCGUCUCCCUGUGUCACAGAGACAAGCAGCAAAAGAGAGUGUAGUGGCAAAGUCUGACCACAAAGUGUCAGCAGAGGGCAUUGCUGCAAAAACUGUUGAGUCAGAGACCAAAAUAGAAAAAUCCUCAGAGAUGCAUCCACCUGCACAGGGACAGAGAUUUGGGUUGAGCCAAGACCAGAAUGUGGAGACUGGUUUAAAGGACACCGCACUCAAAGACCCGGAGAAAGGCAAAGAGAAAAAGGAAGAAGAAGAAGAAGAGGAGGAUGAUGAUGAUGGUGGUGAAAAGUACCAAAGGCUCGAUUCAUUUGAUGGCCGAACUGAUAAACAGCAGGAUGAAGGGAAUCAAGCAGGCAGCUCUGACACCAAGUCACCUGAACCUGAGAAAUGCUUGGUCUUGGACAGUGUCAACGAUGAUGGCAAAGAUGACACUGAAGAGGAGAAGGUGUCGGAGAUGGUCGAUUCCAUUGAAGAAGAACUGGUUCAAGAAGCGGCCGCCACAGAAAGGACCGAUAGAAGAAGGAGUGGAAGAGGAAAGAAAGAGGACAAAAUGACUCUGAAUCUCACUGAAGCAUCUGAAAAAGCAGAUGAAGAUGAGGAGGCUUCGUAUGAAAUCUUAGACUCUGUGGAGGACGAGACUGCGACUGAGGAACCGGCCGUUAUGACAAGAUCCACCAGAGGAAGAAGGGGAAGGACGACUAAGAAAGACCAAACAAAAAAAGAGGACACACCGACGAGAAGGAGGCGCACUCCUGCCAGAGAAUCACAGGAAAAAACUCCAAAGAUGGAGAAGGAAGCAUCUUCAAAAGAGAACUCACCAACAAAGAAGAGCGACAUCACUGUAAGAGAGGAAAUAGAUGAGGAUGCGACCUAUGAAAUAUUAGACUCUGUGGAGGACGAGGUUCUUAAGGAUGACCGGCCCCCUACAGGAGGAAAAAGAAAGCGGGGAAGACCAAAGAAAGCUGUUAAAUCAACUAGAAAAGACACUGUAACACUGAAGGGCGACAAAGAGGCUGAUGAUGAAGAAAAGGUGUCGUAUCAGAUUCUGGAGGCUGUUAAGGAUGAGAUGGUUGAAGAUCACCCUCCCACAGAACAGUCGCCCAAAAACGAGGAAGAGGAGCCUUUGUACCAGAUUGUAGAUUCUGUGGAAGAUGAUCGAGUUCAGGAAGAGUUGAUGACCACUGAGGUGUCAAAAGAUGAAACUUGUCCAAAAGAGGAGGAAGCAGCUGUUAAAGAAGAUGCACCAACGUGUAGCACCAUUGUGGAAGCCUCCGAAAAAGUGGUUACCAAGGAUUUAGAUCAUGAAGGUACAUCUACAGCAAAGGUCAAAGAUCCCACAACAUCAGAAGUGGAGAAGAACCAAGUGAGGAGUGCUCUGGUGAACCUGGAUGAGGUCAGUGAUGAGGAGGAAGAUUACCCUGAUGACAUAGCAGAGGAGGAAGAACUGAGGGAGAGGAUGGCUGCUGCUAAAGAGAAGCAACUCACCAUGAAGGAGGAGAGGAGGACCAGGGAGAAAGAGGAGAGGAGGACCAGGGAGAAAGAGGAGAGGAGGACCAGGGAGCGAAGGAGCCAGAGCAGCAGCAGCAGCAGCAGUGGUGGAGAAAGGAGGAAGAGAAUGGGAAGGGGUCGGGAAAAGGAGGAGGAGGUGGACACCAAGGAGCUGGUGACUGUGGAUGAGGUGGGAGCAGAUGAGGCUGGAGAGGAAGUGGCGUUACAGGAUGGAGAGUCUGACGCUGAGACCACGGCUGGAGAACUGGGGGGGCUCGUCACUCUGGAUGAAAUCGUAGAAGAGGAUGAGGAGGAGGAGGGAAAAGGUGAACAAAGGCUGCUGGAGCCCCGCCCACCCAGCAAGGACGAAGAGUCACUGGACUCCUUGAACCCAAAGUAUUUGGUGACUCUAGAUGAAGCAGGGGAGGAUGAGGAAGAGAAGGUGGACGAAGCAGAGGAAACAUCAACAUCUGCUAAACGCAAAUACGAUGACGACACAGAGGAGAACGGGAACUUUGUGACAGUGGAUGAAGUGGGAGAGGUUGAAGAGGAGGAGGAGGAGGAAGAACAUAAAGCUCCCAGGACAAGAGGCCGAGCCAAGAAGAGAACCAGAAAGACGCCAGUGAGAAAAUCUGCUAGAGGGAGGAAAGUCGGGGCACAAGAUGAGAGAGAAGAACAGGAAUCCGGCUCCUGUGUUCCCCCGCCCACUUCCCUCCAAGCCUCAUCGUCCCUGGACAAAGAUCCAUCAGCGUUAUCAACUGACGGGCAGCAGGAGAUCCAGAAGGAGGAGGUAGAAGGAGCGAACCCUCCUGAUAUCGAUGCUGCCUCCGCUGGGGAGGACCUGCAGCCUGAGAGCCUGGAAGCAGAGGAGGAGAAAGAGGGAUGGAGCAGUGCGGACGUUAAAGUUGUGAGUAAAAGGAAGAAGGAGAUUGUCGGACCCGAGGCAAAGAGAUCUCGUUCUCAGUCUCCUUCUGUUCCUGCCGACUUCGAGCUGCCGCCAUUCAGAGCCAACCAGCCCCUCGGUCAGGAGUUCGUGGUCCCUAAAUCCGGAUACUUCUGUAACAUCUGCCGUGUUUUCUACCUGAGCGAGAGCAGCGCCAAGGACGUUCACUGCAGCAGCCAGGCGCACUACAACAACCUGCAGGCACACUACCGGAAGCUUCAACAGAAUCUAUCAGGAAGUUCGACACCAAACUCUCAAGGCUUCAUCUCUGACUGAUCCAGAUCCUCUUCUGACGUCCUGUUUUCACUCGUGUCCGUUUGUUUGUUUGUCAGCAGGAUUUUGCAAAAACUACUCAACAGGUUUCUGUGAAACUUGGUGGGAAGAUGGAAAAUAGGCCAAGAACGAGUCACUUUAAUGUUCAAGUGGAUCCAAACACUUUCAUUAUGAGAUGGGAUGUUUUUAAAAUAUAUUUUCACUGAUUUCCCAGAGAAUAAUUCUUGGAUUUUGAUGAAAAAAAUGUACCUGAUAUAAACAGAUACCUGUUGAUUUAAGUUGCACAGAACAAGUGAGUAGAAUCAAAGCCUGUAAGUGUUUGUCCGUUUUUAAUGCACAUUUUUUAUUUGUAAAUAAAUAAACCUGAGUCAGAAAUUCAAA
Molecule: messenger RNA, 9793 nt
Organism: Hippoglossus stenolepis (Pacific halibut)
Lineage: Eukaryota; Metazoa; Chordata; Actinopteri; Pleuronectiformes; Pleuronectidae
Gene: znf638
Product: zinc finger protein 638
Exons: 35
Coding region: 575-9415 (2946 amino acids)
Biological process (GO): regulation of microtubule cytoskeleton organization; cilium assembly; intraciliary transport
Cellular component (GO): intraciliary transport particle B; axoneme; ciliary basal body
Molecular function (GO): zinc ion binding; microtubule binding; nucleic acid binding
Source: RefSeq, a predicted model, not a curated record